This is a messenger RNA of Leptonychotes weddellii (Weddell seal), 477 nucleotides long. Lineage: Eukaryota; Metazoa; Chordata; Mammalia; Carnivora; Phocidae. The record is from RefSeq and is a predicted model, not a curated record.
GGUGGCGGUGACAGGCGGCGUGAGCCGGCACUCCCCUCCCCCGCGCGGCGCGCCGCCGGCCCCACCAUGGAGCCCGCCGUGUCGCUGGCCGUGUGCGCGCUGCUCUUCUUGCUCUGGGUCCGCGUGAAAGGGCUGGAGUUCGUGCUCAUCCACCAGCGCUGGGUGUUCGUGUGCCUCUUCCUCCUGCCGCUCUCGCUUAUCUUCGACAUCUACUACUACGUGCGUGCCUGGGUGGUGUUCAAGCUCAGCAGCGCGCCUCGGCUGCACGGGCAGCGCGUGCGGGACAUCCAGAAGCAGGUGCGGGAAUGGAAGGAGCAGGGCAGCAAGACUUUCAUGUGCACGGGACGCCCUGGCUGGCUCACUGUCUCGCUGCGGGUUGGGAAGUACAAGAAGACACACAAAAACAUCAUGAUCAACCUGAUGGACAUUCUGGAGGUGGACACCAAGAAACAGGAUGAUGGCGAGGCAGAAUUUUGA